Nannospalax galili (Upper Galilee mountains blind mole rat) is the source of this 6525-nucleotide messenger RNA. RefSeq names its product RB binding protein 6, ubiquitin ligase (gene Rbbp6). The transcript is spliced from 18 exons. NCBI's taxonomy places the organism in Eukaryota, Metazoa, Chordata, Mammalia, Rodentia, Spalacidae. Gene Ontology annotation, molecular function: zinc ion binding; nucleic acid binding; ubiquitin protein ligase activity. Gene Ontology annotation, biological process: protein ubiquitination; ubiquitin-dependent protein catabolic process; mRNA processing. The record is from RefSeq and is a predicted model, not a curated record. Gene Ontology annotation, cellular component: nucleus. Bases 399 to 5825 code for a protein of 1808 amino acids.
GCGGCCGCGCUAUGGACCCCUGACCCCGCGGGGUCAUUCGGACUCUUAACGUGUGGACUGACCGCUACUGACUGCACCGCCUGCCCCCGUCUCCAGCCGGCCCUUAGCAUGAGCGAGGGGGACCCAGCCGGGUGACAUUGUGCCGGUUGGCGGAUCCUCGAUUGCCCCCAUUCCCGUCCUCCUCCCACAUGAAGCGAUUCUGAGUACGGGGGGGUUCCGGAUUAUUGUUCUCUCGAACCCCCGCUUGUGGUUGGGGGGUAUUUAAUCUGAGGCCUUAGGGUCCUUCGGUGUCUUUUGAGUGUUUUGUGUGUGUACAUAUUUUGCUCUUAAGUUUAUAAAUAUACAUAUAUUGAGAGUGUCCACGUCUCCUCGCUGAACCUUAGGAAUCCUUUGCCACAAUGUCCUGUGUGCAUUAUAAAUUUUCCUCUAAACUCAACUAUGAUACUGUCACCUUUGAUGGGCUCCACAUCUCCCUCUGCGACUUAAAGAAGCAGAUUAUGGGGAGAGAAAAGCUGAAAGCUGCCGACUGCGAUCUGCAGAUCACCAACGCACAGACGGAAGAAGAGUAUACUGAUGAUAAUGCUCUAAUUCCUAAAAAUUCAUCUGUAAUUGUCAGAAGAAUUCCUAUUGGAGGUGUUAAAUCUACAAGCAAGACAUAUGUUAUAAGUCGAACUGAGCCAGUGAUGGGAACUACAAAAGCAAUUGAUGACUCUUCUGCAUCUAUUUCUCUGGCCCAGCUUACAAAGACUGCCAAUCUGGCUGAAGCCAAUGCUUCUGAAGAAGAUAAAAUUAAAGCAAUGAUGUCACAGUCUGGCCAUGAAUACGACCCGGUCAAUUACAUGAAGAAGCCUCUAGGUCCACCACCUCCAUCUUAUACCUGUUUCCGUUGUGGUAAACCUGGUCAUUACAUUAAAAAUUGCCCAACAAAUGGGGAUAAGAACUUUGAAUCUGGUCCUAGGAUUAAAAAGAGCACUGGAAUUCCUAGAAGUUUUAUGAUGGAAGUGAAAGAUCCUAACAUGAAAGGUGCAAUGCUUACCAACACUGGGAAAUAUGCAAUACCGACUAUAGAUGCAGAGGCAUAUGCAAUUGGAAAGAAAGAAAAACCACCAUUCUUACCAGAGGAGCCGUCGUCGUCUUCAGAAGAAGAUGAUCCUAUCCCAGACGAGCUCUUGUGCCUCAUUUGCAAAGAUAUCAUGACUGAUGCUGUUGUCAUUCCCUGCUGUGGAAAUAGUUACUGUGAUGAAUGUAUAAGAACAGCACUCCUGGAAUCAGAUGAACAUACAUGUCCAACAUGUCAUCAAAAUGAUGUUUCUCCUGAUGCUCUAAUUGCCAACAAGUUUUUACGACAGGCUGUUAAUAACUUCAAAAAUGAAACGGGCUAUACAAAAAGACUACGAAAACAGUUACCUCCUCCACCACCCCCUGUACCACCACCACGGCCACUCAUGCAACGGAACCUGCAGCCUUUGAUGAGAUCUCCAAUACCAAGACAGCAGGAUCCCCUGAUGAUUCCAGUGACAUCUUCAUCAGCUCACCCAGCUCCCUCUAUGUCUUCAUUAACUUCUAAUCAGUCGUCCUUGGCUCCUUCUGUGCCUGGAAAUCCAUCUUCUGCCCCAGCUCCAGUACCUGAUAUAACUGCAACAGUAUCUAUAUCUGUCCAUUCAGAAAAAUCUGAUGGACCUUUCCGGGAUUCUGAUAAUAAAUUAUUGCCAGCUGCAGCCCUUGCAUCAGAACAUUCAAAGGGAGCCUCCUCAAUCGCAAUUACUGCUCUUAUGGAAGAAAAGGGUUACCAAGUACCUGUUCUAGGAACGCCAUCUUUGCUGGGACAGUCAUUAUUACAUGGACAGUUGAUCCCCACAACUGGUCCAGUAAGAAUAAAUGCUGCUCGUCCAGGUGGUGGUCGACCAGGUUGGGAACAUUCCAACAAGCUUGGGUAUCUGGUUUCUCCACCACAGCAAAUUAGAAGAGGAGAGAGAAGCUGUUACAGAAGUAUAAACCGUGGGCGACACCACAGCGAAAGGUCACAGAGGACUCAAGGCCCAUCACUACCAGCAACUCCAGUCUUUGUGCCUGUCCCACCACCUCCUUUGUAUCCACCUCCCCAUACACUUCCUCUCCCACCAGGUGUUCCUCCCCCACAGUUUUCUCCUCAGUUUCCUCCUGGCCAGCCACCACCUGCUGGGUAUAGUGUCCCUCCUCCAGGGUUUCCUCCAGCUCCUGCCAAUUUAUCAACACCUUGGGCAUCAUCAGGAGUGCAGACUGCUCAUUCAAAUGCCAUCCCUACAACGCAGGCCCCACCUUUGUCCAGGGAAGAGUUCUAUAGAGAGCAGCGACGGCUCAAAGAAGAGGAAAAGAAAAAGUCCAAGCUAGAUGAGUUUACAAAUGAUUUUGCUAAGGAAUUGAUGGAAUACAAAAAGAUUCAAAAGGAGCGUAGGCGCUCAUUUUCCAGGUCUAAAUCUCCCUACAGUGGUUCAUCAUAUUCAAGAAGUUCAUACACUUACUCAAAGUCAAGGUCUGGAUCAACCCGGUCACGUUCUUAUUCUCGAUCAUUCAGCCGCUCACAUUCUCGUUCCUAUUCACGAUCACCCCCCUACCCCAGAAGAGGCAGAGGCAAGAGCCGAAAUUACCGUUCCCGGUCGAGAUCUCAUGGGUAUCACCGAUCUCGGUCAAGGUCACCUCCAUAUAGACGGUAUCAUUCACGAUCAAGAUCUCCUCAAGCAUUUAGGGGACAAUCUCCCAGUAAACGUAAUGUACCUCAAGGAGAAACAGAGCGUGAAUAUUUUAAUAGAUACAGAGAAGUUCCGCCACCAUAUGAUAUGAAAGCCUACUAUGGGAGGAGUGUCGACUUUAGAGACCCAUUUGAAAAAGAGCGUUACCGAGAAUGGGAGAGAAAAUACCGAGAGUGGUAUGAGAAAUACUACAAAGGCUAUACUGUUGGAGCACAGCCUAGACCCGCAGCAAACAGAGAGAACUUUUCUCCAGAGAGACUUUUGCCUCUUAAUAUCAGAAAUUCCCCCUUCACAAGAGGACGCAGAGAAGACUAUGUUGCUGGACAAAGUCAUAGAAGUCGAAAUAUAGGUGGCAACUAUCCAGAAAAGCUUUCAACAAGAGACAGUCACAAUCAGAAAGACAAUACAAAAUCAAAAGAGAAGGAGAGCGAAAGCGUUCCAGGAGACAGUAAAGGAAACAAGCACAAGAAACACAGAAAAAGAAGAAAGGGGGACGAAAGUGAAAGCUUUCUGAACCCGGAGCUAUUGGAGACUUCUAGGAAAUCCAGGGAAUCUUCAGGUGUGGAUGAAAAUAAGACUGACGCAUUAUUUGUCCUCCCCAGUAGAGAUGAUGCCACACCUGUUAGAGAUGAGCCAAUGGAUGCAGAAUCCAUCACUUUCAAAUCAGUAUCUGAAAAAGACAAGAGAGAAAAGGAUAAGCCAAAAGCAAAAAGUGACAAGACCAAACGGAAAAGUGAUGGAUCUGCUGCAUCCAAAAAAGAAAACAUUUUAAAACCCGCUAAAGGGCCCCAAGAAAAGGUCGAUGGGGAGCGUGAAAAAUCUCCUCGAGCUGAACCUCCGCUUAAAAAAGCCAAAGAGGAGGCUCCGAAGACCGAGUCUGUGAAACCAUCUUCAUCCUCUCAGAAGGAUGACAAGGUCACUGGCACCCCCAGGAAAGCACACUCUAAAUCUGCUAAAGAACACCAGGAGACAAAGCCAGUCAAGGAGGAGAAGGUGAAGAAGGACUAUUCCAAAGAUGUCAAAUCAGAAAAACCAGCCAGUAAGGAAGAAAAGGCCAAGAAGCCAGAGAAAAAUAAACCCCUUGAUAGCAAGGGAGAAAAAAGAAAGAGAAAAACUGAAGAGAAGGGAGUAGAUAAAGAUUUUGAGUCAUCGUCAAUGAAAAUCUCUAAAGUAGAAGGCAAUGAAAUAGUGAAACCAUCACCAAAGCGCAAAAUGGAAGCUGAUGUUGAAAAGCUGGAUCGGACCCCAGAAAAGGACAAGAGUGCGUCAUCAACUGCCCCAGCCAAAAAAAUCAAACUCAACAGAGAAACUGGGAAAAAGAUUGGAAGUACGGAAAGUGUAGCUAGUUCCAAAGAACCCUCUGAGAAAUCGGAGUCCACAUCUAGCAAAAUUAAACAGGAAAAAGUCAAAGGAAAGGUCAAACGGAAAGUAGCUGGAGCUGAAGGCUCUAGUUCGACUCUCGUGGAUUACACCAGUACGAGCUCAACUGGAGGCAGUCCUGUGCGGAAAUCUGAAGAAAAAACAGAUACAAAGCGAACUGUCAUUAAAACUAUGGAAGAAUAUAAUAAUGACAAUACAGCUCCUGCUGAAGAUGUUAUUAUUAUGAUCCAGGUUCCUCAGUCCAAAUGGGAUAAAGAUGACUUUGAAUCUGAAGAGGAGGAUGUGAAAUCCACACAACCUAUAGCAAGUGUAGGAAAGCCAUCUAGUAUUAUAAAGAAUGUUGCUGGUAAGCCAUCAGCCACAGUCAAGUAUCCUGAGAAAGAGAGUGAGCAGUCAGAGAAGACUCAGAAGCUCACCAAGGAGGUAAGCCACGAAAUUAUGCAGCAUGAGGUGAAAAGUUCAAAAGGCUCUACAUCCAGUGAAAAGGGGAAGACCAAAGAUCGAGACCAUUCAGUGUUAGAGAAGGAAAACCCUGACAAGAAGAAGAGUAGCAGUCAGCCAGAGAAGGAGAGCAGCUUGGACCGUCUGAGUGAACAAGGAAAUUUUAAAAAUCUCUCUCAAUCUUCCAAAGAGCCCAGAGCUUCAGAGAAGCAUGAUUCUGGUCGGGGUUCAUCAAAUAAAGACUUCACUCCCAGUAGAGACAAAAAAACCGAGUAUGACAACAGAGAGUACUCCAGUUCCAAACGGAGAGAUGAGAGAAAUGAAUUGACAAGGAGAAAAGACUCUCCUUCUCGGAGUAAAGACUCUUCGUCCGGGCAGAAAAGUAAGCCAAGGGAAGAGAGAGAUUUGUCUAAAAAGGGGACCGAGUCCAAAAAAAGUAGUUCUAGUCCCUCAAGAGACAAAAAGCCCCAUGAUCAUAAAGCCACCUACGAUACUAAGCGCUCUUGUGAAGAGACAAAGUCUGUAGAAAAGAACCCUGGUAAGGAACGGGAAAAGCAUACAGCAGAGGCUCGGAACACGAAAGAGGCCAUUGGUAGCAAAUUACCAUGCACACCCAACCCACCAGACCCUCCCGUUGAGAAAGAGCCGGUCGGACAGGUGGACAAGAACACUAUUAAGCCCAAGCCCCAGUUGAGUCAUUCCUCUCGACUUUCCUCUGAUUUGACUAGAGAGACCGAUGAAGCUGCUUUUGAACCAGACUAUAACGAGAGUGACAGCGAGAGUAAUGUGUCUGUGAAAGAAGAGGAAACUGCCAGCAGCAUCUCCAAGGACAUGAAAGAUAAAACGGUAGAGAAAGCAAGGGAGAGCCUGAGCGUCACUGCAGCCGCCACCACGGCGGCUGUGGCUGCAGCAGCAGCAGGAGCGGCGGUGGCAGCAGCAGCCACUGCCAGCCAGGUGGGUGCCAGCAGGAGCCAGAGUCAGAGCAGCCCCAGCGUUAGCCCGAGUAGAAGUCACAGCCCUUCCGGCAGCCAGACCCGAAGCCACAGUAGCAGUGCCAGCUCGGCGGAGAGUCAGGACAGCAAGAAGAAGAAGAAGAAGAAGGAGAAGAAGAAGCACAAGAAGCAUAAAAAACAUAAGAAACAUAAGAAGCACGCAGGCACCGAGGUGGAGGUGGAGAAAAGCCAAAAACACAAACACAAGAAAAAGAAGUCCAAGAAGAACAAGGAGAAAGAGAAGGAGAAAGAUGACCAAAAAGUGAAAUCUGUCCCUGUGUGAAGGACAGAGUUUUUAAUUGACUUAAUUACUAAGUCAUCUGUAUUAAACUUUGUUAUAAUGUAAAGAGAUUCAAGCCUUGUAAAUAAUGACAUGGAAGACCCUGUGCUGCACUUAAAAUAUUUGCUGCUUGAUUAUUUGAUUUUUACAUCAGAGCUUUAUAACACGAACUUUUGUACAGAAUUGUGAGUUGUGACCAUGUAACAUGAGAGGUUUUGCUAGGGCCUAUUAUUUUUAACCACCAUUAAUUAGUUGGGGUGGAGUUUACUGUGAAAUUUUCACAUUUGAAUUUUUUUAAUUGCCUGGCAAAAGCUGAUACCAGUUCUAAAAUAUCAGCAGAAUGAUUUGCUGAACUCAUUACAGCCCCGUUAUGUCACUUUUUGAUUACAAUAAAAGUUUUCAGUAAACUUUUCAAAUGUUGAAGAUCUGCAUUACUUAAAAGACUAUGUUCAAAUGUGAGCUAUAUUGAAUAUAUGAAAUUCUAAGCAUUGAAAGUGCAUUUCAUGAGUGGGCUGGCAGUAAUUGUAUAUCUCCUUAAAGAAAUGUAGGUCUGUGUACAGCAGUUAGAAGAUUGGUAGAUUUGUUUCUAUGGGCUUCAAUCUCAGAGAUAAAGGAAUUGUGCCUCUUUUCUGGCCAUAUAUUUUUCUUAAAAACUGCUAGGUGCAGACUUAAUUCCUCAAUAAAGCCGAAUGCAGUUAACCCA